Molecule: messenger RNA, 658 nt
Organism: Stegostoma tigrinum
Lineage: Eukaryota; Metazoa; Chordata; Chondrichthyes; Orectolobiformes; Stegostomatidae
Product: histone H1-like
Exons: 1
Coding region: 1-639 (212 amino acids)
Biological process (GO): nucleosome assembly
Cellular component (GO): nucleosome
Molecular function (GO): structural constituent of chromatin; DNA binding
Source: RefSeq, a predicted model, not a curated record
AUGAGCGACAGUACAGCCGCCGAAACGGCUCCUCCAGCCUCCGCUAGCACCAAACCCAAGUCUCCCAAGAAGAAGAAGGCGGCGGCUUCCAGGAAGAAACCAGCCGGUCCCGGGUUGGGCGAGCGGAUUGUGAAGAUUGUCGGGGAGAACAGCGAUCGGAAGGGGACGUCUCUGGUCGCUAUAAAGAAGGCGCUGCAGAGAAGCGGGGUCAAUGUGGAGAAGCAAAAUGCACAGAUCAGGAUGGCUGCCAAGAGGUGCCUGGCGAAAGGCUCCCUGGUUCUGGUGAAGGGCCAGGGCGUCUCCGGCUCCUUCAAACUCGCAAAGAAUCCAGUCAAGGCAAAAGUGGGAAAGAGGGCGAGACCAGCAGCAGCCGCCAAGAAAGCAGCCGUGAAGAAAACAACGAGCAAGAAGGUGGCAGCGAAAAAAUCCCCAGCCAAGAAAGCAACAGGCAAGAAAGCGGGCGGCAAGAAGGCAGCAACGCCAAAGAAAGCGGCGAAGAAAGCAGCGCCGAAGAAAAAGACUCCCGUGAAGAAGGUGAUAAAGACCAAGAGCCCCAAGGCCGCAAAGCCGGCCCCGAAAUCGAGGAAACCGAAGGCCAAGCCCAAAGCGAAAGUGACCAAGAAAGCAGCAAAGAAAUGAAGCAGUCCGUGCAACGUGU